GGAAUUACACAAAAGUGUUAGAUUUGCUUCGAUAAAUUGAACAUACAUUGUCCAAUCAAAAUGGAUCAGAGAAAACUAAUUUUCGGUUAUCAAACAUUGCCUUGGCGCGAGUGUGUGGCUUAUGUUAUUUUUUCAAUAUCCCAUUUAUUAAACUUUCUUAAAAUCAGGAUGUCAGAAGAAAAAAAGGAAGUGAAGCCAGAGUCUUCUGAACACAUCAGCAUCAAAGUGCAGGGGCAGGAUGGUGGAACUGUUCAAUUUAAAAUAAAAAAGAACACAGCUCUUAGAAAACUUAUGCAUACAUUUGCUGAAAGACAGGGACUGAAUAUAAAUUCAAUACGUUUUAUGUUUGAGGGUUCAAGAAUAAACGACGCUGAUACGCCAGCAUCGUUGGAAAUGGAAGAGGAUGACCAGAUUGAAGUAUACACAGAACAAACGGGAGGCGUAUUAUGCAGGCAUUAAUAAAACUUUGUCUCAAGGUAUAUUUGUAAAUUGACUGUGGCCCAGCUGGAUGCAUCUCACCUGAUUCUGUUGACAAUCUAAUCUGCCUAUCUUAUGCUGAUAAAUUGUUGCAACUCUAACCAGUUAUUGAUUAAAGCAACUGAUGGGAUUCUUAGACAAAUGGACAAGUAAGAUUCCCAUGACGUAAACAAAUCCAAACAUAAUGUAACUAAAAUUUCCGUUACUGCAGUCAAAGUUUCAUAAAGCCAGGCACUCACUUUGUGCGGUGGUCAUCGGCCGACACAAUUCUAUAAGCAGAUGGUAUCGCUUCGUCUAACGCUCCAGCGCCAAGAGAGACGAGUUGGAUUCGUCGGCUGACGGUCUUACGACUGUCGUACAAUUCAUUGAGUGCCAGGGUAUAGGUGACGAACUGUAUAUACUGUACAAUGCACCCUCCAAUCCGAGACCCCUCUAAUUCAAGACCACUUUUCCAAAGACCCAAAUAACAAUCAUCAACCUUUUAACAGAAAGCUAGCCCUCUAAUUGGAGACCAACCCAAAUUUUCAGAUACUAAAGGUGGUCUCGAAUUGGAGGGCGAACUGUAUUAACAUUUUUAGCAGUUAGCCAUAAGGCCAUAUUUUUUAUUAUUGAUAUGAUAGUCUAUAGUGAAACUAUUUUGUGGUAAGCUGGUGAUUUUUUUUUACUGUAAACUGCUUACAUGAAUUAGGUAGUCGUGAGGACGAGGUGAAUAUGAUCGAUGCAGACCUGACGCAACGGCCAAUCGAGUUGGGCUGCAUCGAAUGACGCAGAAUGAGUCGGUCAUACGUAAAUUACAUAGUUUACAUCUUGAUGAAACAUUUCAGACAGUCAACUGUCAAUCUUUUUUUAUAUGGCCUGAUAUUUUGUUUCAACUUUGUAUUAUUUAUCCCCGUUACCUACACAAUGGUGCUUAAGUUACACAGCACAGAUCAUAGUGUUCAUUUUGCUAAAGUUAUAAAACAAAUGAGUGGGAAAAUAUAGCUGAAUGAUAGUAAGUCAAUAAUUUCCUAACAUUUUACCAAAAAGUGUUACUUGUUCAUGUUAUUGAGAAAAAAAUAUCCCU
This is a messenger RNA of Anneissia japonica, 1540 nucleotides long. Its product is annotated as small ubiquitin-related modifier 3-like. Lineage: Eukaryota; Metazoa; Echinodermata; Crinoidea; Comatulida; Comatulidae. The transcript has 5 exons. Gene Ontology annotation, cellular component: nucleus. The record is from RefSeq and is a predicted model, not a curated record. The coding region runs from base 61 to 459 and encodes 132 amino acids. Gene Ontology annotation, biological process: protein sumoylation. Gene Ontology annotation, molecular function: protein tag activity; ubiquitin-like protein ligase binding.